Molecule: messenger RNA, 2849 nt
Organism: Maylandia zebra (zebra mbuna)
Lineage: Eukaryota; Metazoa; Chordata; Actinopteri; Cichliformes; Cichlidae
Gene: sox19b
Product: SRY-box transcription factor 19b
Biological process (GO): positive regulation of transcription by RNA polymerase II; negative regulation of transcription by RNA polymerase II; neuron differentiation
Cellular component (GO): nucleus
Molecular function (GO): RNA polymerase II cis-regulatory region sequence-specific DNA binding; DNA-binding transcription activator activity, RNA polymerase II-specific
Source: RefSeq, a predicted model, not a curated record
AGUAUAUAGUUUACAGUUGCCCGGGGAUUAUUAAGAUCGUCUUGUCUUACUGGAAUGCUUCCUCUCACCAACUCCGUCAUCAACAAGUGUCUCACGCACCCCCGGAGCCCUUUCAUUUGCAAAUGCACACGCACAGAAUGAAGCUUUUUGCCAUUCCCAUUGGUUCAUGCCUGACUGCACGAGAAUAGGAGAACUUUGGGAGUGAACAGACAGAUGAGUUCAGUGUGUGAGCUGGCUGUCUGACAACAAGUGGUUUUCCGUAAACUCUUUCACUGCACUGAAACCGCAAAACUUUACUGUGAAAGUGUAUCUCAGUGCUAGUUUAAUGACUGCCUCGAGAGACUUUUAAUUUAAGAAAGGGGGGGCAGGUUGUCCGCUGCAGUCUCACGGGUGUGUCGUGCGUAAGCCCCGGGGAAACGUGUAACUAAACCUGGCCAAAAGUCGCCAGAUUGACGGCGACGAAGGCUCCUGAGUGCUCGAUCGUUUAUUUGUAACUCAACUUUCCUACUUUUCCCAGCAUGUACAGCAUGAUGGAACACGAGCUGAAGCCGACUGGCCAGCCCCCUUCUCAUCAGACCUCCCAGGGAAUGUCACCGGUCACCGGCACCAUGACCGGGAGCAUGGGCAGCAAUGGAAACUCUCACCCGAGCUCUAAAACGGCAUGCGCACCUGGAGCCGACCCCAUGGAUAAAGUCAAGCGGCCCAUGAACGCUUUCAUGGUCUGGUCCAGGGGGCAGAGGCGCAAGAUGGCACAAGAAAACCCGAAAAUGCACAACUCUGAAAUCAGCAAGCGGCUGGGGGCCGAGUGGAAACUUCUGAACGAUGCUGAGAAGCGGCCUUUCAUUGACGAGGCCAAGCGGCUCCGUGCGGUCCAUAUGAAGGAGUACCCUGACUACAAGUACAAGCCACGACGCAAGACAAAGCCUUUACUCAAAAAAGACACUCAGGUAGGCAAGUACCCACUGACAGCGGGAAACCUGCUGGUGGCAGCGGCACAGAGCCAAGGUGGGAGCCCCAGGAUGGAGAGCUAUGGCUGGGGCCCCACCGGAGGAUACGCCGGCAUGCAGGGCGAGGCACUGGGCUACACACAGCAGCUCCACCGGUAUGAGCUGUCAGCUCUCCAGUACCCACCUGCAAUGACGGCGCCGCAGACGUACAUGAACGGGGCCAACUCAUACAGCCCCAUGUCAUACAGCAGCAGUCCACAGCAGCCCAGCCCUGUCACUAUGUCCAUGGUGAAAUCAGAACCGGUGUCCCACUCUCCUCCCACGGGAACACCAAACCACCAUCGGGGGGCUUUGCAGGGUGACCUCAGAGACAUGAUCAGCAUGUACAUUCCUGGACCGGGAGGAGAUGCCAGCGACCCUUCGACAGCACAGAGGGGCUACACCAGUGUGCAGCAGCACUACCUCACUGGAACUGUUCCUCUCACACACAUCUAGGACUGACGAACGGUUCACGAGCAGCUAGAGAGGAGAUGGAAUCGGGUGUGGAGUACUUCAGAAUGUCAGCAUAAAGAAGUUGUGAAGUUUUUGAUGAUGUGUCUGCAGUACGAAAAGUAUCCGAAUGUACUCUUUGGUGCCACGACGCAUCCAGGCCACACACGCAGCGCUGAGACUCCACCCACCACCCUGCCACAGACGUCUCUCACUGAAUGUCUGGAGUGAAGCCGGGGUGUCUGUUGUACAUAACAUGUAAUAUUUUCUAGUGUUUUGUGUAUUAUAGAACUUGUGUUUUAGAACCACCCUAAAUACUUGCGAUACUGGCUUUCAUUAUGGUUCCAGCACAGUCAGUGCUGGUUGGACUGGUUCCCGUGGCCACGUCUUCGAAUGGCGACUGUCACUUUCUGCCAUCUGAAAUCAUGUGAUAGCCACAUCACCUGAGCUGCUGGCCGUUCGUUAGUGCUGCUGUGACGCGUCAGCAGGAAACUCGAGAAUGAAAUGCACAACUUGAAUAACAGAGCUUUUUAAAAUCUAACUCUUUGCCAUGUGGCUUUGGUUUAGUAGCCUUGUGUUAGAUCUGGACUUCUACUCUUCAGUUACAUUUGAAUGAAAUGAAACAAACUUCUGUUGGACAAUCACCACCGUGUCUACGAGGAAAAGGACUGGCUUUGUGCAGUAGUACCUCCUACAUGCAGUAAUACAAGCAGCCUCAGUCAGAAUCACACUUUCGGCUCUAAGAUCUGACUGUGUUCACUGUGUGCAGGUGUUUUAUUUGCUAUAAUUUAGUUUUAGGACAUUUUCAUGUUUCGAUGCAUCGAUCUGAACUGAGCAUGCUGAAUUUAUAUUCAUGUCCUCUUGCGCUAGGCAGGUGUAGUAUUACUUUUUCUAUGCUUUUAAAUAAUUGAAAGGAUUUUUAUGUGAACUGCUAGAUUUUCAGUUGGUCUUUCAAAUGUCUCCAUACAAGGACGCUGGAUUGGAAAAAGACCAGAGUUGUUUUUAAAUGAACUGUCAGUUGUAUUUUUAUAACUUUUAAAGAGAAUGGAUGCGUGUUCCUGAUUAAACCUCAGAAAACCUUUAUUCUUGUUUCUAAACUUUUUGCAGUAACAAACGUUGAGAUAAUGCUAAUUUCUUUUUUAAGUUUAGUCCUGGUUGGAUUCAAAGUGUGAUCUUCAAACACAAGCGGGACAUGUCAGUCACGUACUGUGAUAUAAUUCUGUUCUAGUCAUCAUAGCUGAACUAUGUCCAGCAUUCGGGGUUUAACCUGCCCAGUGUCAUGUGUAAGUUACCGUAGGCAGCAUUUAUGCAAACAGUAUGUAUAUGAAGCUCUUAGACUAAGAGUCUGAUUCCUUUUUGAUGGAAAAGAUUUGUGGCUUUCAUAACAACAUUAAUAAAUUAGGUAUAUGCCAA